Molecule: messenger RNA, 2103 nt
Organism: Heterostelium album PN500
Lineage: Eukaryota; Evosea; Eumycetozoa; Acytosteliales; Acytosteliaceae
Product: acyl-CoA oxidase
Exons: 6
Coding region: 1-2103 (700 amino acids)
Biological process (GO): lipid homeostasis; fatty acid beta-oxidation using acyl-CoA oxidase
Cellular component (GO): peroxisome
Molecular function (GO): FAD binding; fatty acid binding; acyl-CoA oxidase activity
Source: RefSeq, a predicted model, not a curated record
AUGUCAAACACUUUAACAAAUAACCCAUCAGCAGCAUCUUCAAUCGAGAAACCAUUCGGAUCUGUUGGAAUCAAAGCUGUAGAACAAAAUAUAAUGAUGAACCAAUUCCCAAUGGACAGAAUUUCAGGUAGUUUAUUGUCAUCCAGUGGAAAAACAAAGGGUACCAAUACAACUCUUUCCGAUAAACUCUAUGCUUGGUCAACAAUCAACACUGAACAUCAAGAACUUAGAAGAACAGCAUUGGACUUAUUUACUGAUAAAUCAGUGUUCCAACCUUCAUCAACAGAAACCAAAGAGAGACAAAGAGUUAUAGUUUUGAACCAACUCCAAUAUUUCUUAUCAAAGACCUUUGGAAAAGGAUUGAUCAAUAUUUCUGAUCUUAGAAAUGAUCCAUCCAAGAUUUGCGCCCUUAUGGAUUGCGCAUCUCAAUUCGAUGAUAACAGUUUCAUGACUAAAAUGGUUGUAAAUAACUUUUUGUUUGGAGCUGCUGUUUUCAAUUUGGGAACUGAAAAACAUCAUAGAUUGUUACCCGAUAUUCAGAGUGGAAAAUUGUUGGGAUGUUUUGCAAUGACAGAACUUGGACAUGGAUCAAAUGUUAGAUCAUUGGAAACCACUGCUACUUAUAUUCCAGAGACCAAUGAGUUUGUAAUCCAAACACCAAAGAGAACUGCAACUAAAUGGUGGAUUGGAAAUGCCGGACACGCUGUAAUGGCUUCUGUAUUCGCUAGAUUGAUUGUCAAUGGCGAAGAUCAAGAGGUUCAUUGUUUCCUUGUUCCAAUUCGUCAACCCAAUGGUGUCGACUUGAUGCCAGGUGUCAGAAUCGGUGACUGUGGUCCAAAGUUUGGAAUGAACGGUGUCGAUAAUGGAUGGAUCCAAUUCGAGAGUGUCCGUAUACCAUACGACAAUCUCUACGAUAAAUACGGUAGCAUUGUCAAUGGUGUCUAUCAAUCGCCAAUCGCUAAUCCAUCGCGUCGUUUCGCCAAUAUCCUAGCACAAAUGAUUACCGGUCGUAUUUCCAUCUCGUACGGAUGUGCCAGAACCCUAAAAGUUGCUCUAACCAUUGCCGUUCGUUACUCCAACAAAAGAGUGCAAUUCGGUGCAACUCCAACCGCACCGGAAACCCCAAUCAUUGAGUAUCCAACUCACUACACAGUAUUGAUGCCAAUGAUUGCAACAGUCUAUGCUUUCGAUGCUAUCAAGUCCUAUCUAUGCAAACGUUUCUGUGAGCGUAGCGAUGAAGGAGAAAUCCAUGUUCUUGCAUCCGGUCUCAAGGCAACUAUCUCUCACUAUGUCACAACCUCCAUUUUAGAACUCAGAAGACUAUGUGGUGGACAUGGUUAUUCAAGUUAUUCAAGAUUUAGUUCCCUCAUUGCAUCAAACGAUGUUGCUAGAACCUUUGAAGGUGAUAAUACAUUGUUAUAUCAACAAGUAGCAAAGGAUUUAUUGAUUCAAUUCAAGAAGGAGUAUUCAUCCAACAAGUUCACUGGUACAUUAAAGUAUUUGGGUAAGAAUACAAGUUUGUUGUUGAGUGAACAUACCUACACUACCUACAGAAGCGACAAAGAUCAUCUUUUGAACCUACAAUUCCUUAGAUCUUGCAUGGAGUACCGUUCAUCGAAAUUAUUAAUCGAUUCAGCCAACACUGUUUCCAAAGCAUACAAGGUAUCAAAAGAUGCAUUCGAUUCAUGGAAUCAAUCUUUGGAAACAUUGAUUCAUUUAGCAAAAUCACAUACUGAAAUGAUGAUUGUUAGCAAAUUCAUUGACUCUGUAAAGAAUGUACAGGACAAAGAAACCAGAGAGACUUUGAAGAAGCUCUGUCAACUGUAUGCUUUGAAAUGUAUCCGUGAGGAUAUGGAAUUCUUUAGAAACACCAAUUAUCUAAAGAAGAAUAAGGCCAAAGCAAUUAGCAAAUUGAUUUCAUCGUUGUGCCACGAUCUCUCCAAGCAAUCAUUGGAGUUGGUAGCUGGUUAUGGUAAUGAAGAGGCACUCAUCGAAUCUCCACUCGGUCAACUCGAUGGUGAUCUGUAUGAGAAUAUCUGUGCCAAAGUAGGUCUAUUCUCAAAGGAUAAUUAUCCACAACAUAUUUUAGAUGCUAAACUUUAG